Cicer arietinum (chickpea) is the source of this 1459-nucleotide messenger RNA. RefSeq names its product novel plant SNARE 13. Gene Ontology annotation, biological process: vesicle fusion. Gene Ontology annotation, cellular component: ER to Golgi transport vesicle membrane; SNARE complex; endoplasmic reticulum membrane. Gene Ontology annotation, molecular function: SNAP receptor activity; SNARE binding. NCBI's taxonomy places the organism in Eukaryota, Viridiplantae, Streptophyta, Magnoliopsida, Fabales, Fabaceae. The record is from RefSeq and is a predicted model, not a curated record.
GUCGUGCUGUAUUCUGUUGUUUCCCUUUUCAUUCAUUCUCUCACUAUUCAAUUUUCAAAUUCAUCCAAAACCACAUUCUGCAUUUUCAAUUCCGAAACCAACACUAAUGCUUCAUCAUCAUCAUCAUCAUCAUCCUCUGUUAUCAACAACUUAGGGUUUCUCUCCUUAUUUUUUUUGCCGGGAUUUUGAGGUUAAACUCAAUCUCCGGCAGCCAUGGCUUCCAACUUGCAGAUGACUCCUCAGCUCGAACAGAUCCACGGUGAAAUUCGCGAUAUCUUCCGAGCCCUCGCAAAUGGCUUCCAGAAGCUGGAUAAGAUUAAAGAUUCCAAUAGACAGAGUAAUCAGCUGGAGGAUCUCACUGGGAAGAUGAGGGACUGCAAAAGGUUGAUAAAAGAGUUUGAUCGUGAAAUUAAAGAUGAAGGGUCAAGAAAUUCCGAAGAAAUGAACAAGCAACUCAAUGACGAAAAGCAAUCAAUGAUCAAGGAGCUAAACUCAUAUGUGGCACUGAGAAAAACGUACAUGAAUACAAUUGGUAAUAAAAAACUUGAACUUUUUGACAUGGGAGCUGGAACAAGCGAACCUACGGCUGAAGAUAAUGUUCGACUGGCAUCAGAAAUGUCAAAUCAAGAACUUGUCAAUGCUGGGAUGAAGACAAUGGAUGAGACUGAUCAGGCUAUUGAGAGAUCUAAGCAGGUUGUACAUCAAACAAUUGAAGUUGGCACCCAAACUGCUGCUACCUUGAAGGGCCAAACUGAACAAAUGGGUCGUAUUGGUAAUGAGCUUGAUUCAAUUCAGUUUUCAAUUAAGAAGGCUUCCCAACUUGUUAAGGAGAUUGGUAGACAGGUAGCGACAGACAAGUGCAUCAUGCUUUUUCUGUUUCUUAUUGUCUGUGGUGUAAUUGCCAUUAUUGUCGUGAAGAUUGUGAAUCCCAACAACAAAGAUAUUAGGGAUAUCCCAGGAUUGGCACCUCCAGUUCCCACAAGGAGGCUUUUGUAUGUACGGACUGGAGAACUUUUUGUUUAAUUCUUACAUUUGAACAAGAGUUUUUCUCCAUCCUAGCCCUACCAACCUGGUUCUUGAUCUUAUUGAUGGAAAUACUAGAGGAUUGCUUUCUGGAGACGUUGUUUUGAUCUUUCGGGUUCAUUCUAUUUAUUUAUUAUUAAGAAUUCUUGCAUAUACUGUUUGAGAUUCUAUGUAAAUCAAACUAGAGUUCUGCUUUGCAUUGAGUGCCACGUUUCUUCAUGUAACAUUCCAAAAUUUUAGGGCUAGAGAGAGUAAUAACUCUACUGUGAAAUUCGUGGUGUAUUGUAUAUGUGUCUUAUCUUAAAGGAGAUUCAUUCUCCUCUCCUUCCCUAUUUUUUGAUUUGUAAUAUAUACUUAUACAUUUCCAAACUUUCUGCUGGACCGGUUUUGUAAAUUACAUUUAAGUUGUGCUUGCAGCUGUUCAUAUUGAUUCUCA